AUGGAGAUCAGGCGGGGGCGGGUGCGACCACCGAACAACAUACGUAGCCGCGCAGGAUCUUGGGUAAUGUCGCGGCCGUCGACGGUGACGCGGAAUCGGGGAUGGGCUGGAUCAUGCGGCGUCCUCGGUCGACGCGGAGCAGCUCGAUCGCGAAGUCGGUCUGGCGCGGGGGUGCCAUCUGGCCAGAAAAUGCUUGAGCGUCUCGGUCAGGCCGGUGAUGACGAAGGCGCCGUAGACAUAGCCGCGCCCGUCGACCAGCGGCCGUCGUCGCCGGUGCCCGCCAUGCGGCAGAUCUCACCGCACCGGGAAGGAGAUGGUUUCGUCACCGGGCCGGUGAACUGGCUGGCGUCGCGCGCGCCGAUGCGGGUGGCGGUUGCGUGGCGCCAGCUCGACUUCCGCUGGAUCUCAUCGAACGCCAGCGUAUCGAUGCCGAAGGCGAAGAGCCCGAGGAUGCGCAGCAUCGGCGGUUACUCCCAAUCGGGCCGGUCGCCGAAGCUGGGGAGCCGGCGCUGUGCGCGGCGAUCCCAGCUCGCGUAG
Molecule: messenger RNA, 537 nt
Organism: Acanthosepion pharaonis
Lineage: Eukaryota; Metazoa; Mollusca; Cephalopoda; Sepiida; Sepiidae
Source: the annotation of a GenBank genome assembly